CCAACACUUCAUGCCUGUCACUAACUUUGUAUCAUAUAUAGCUAAUCAAUUGAACAGAGACCACCCUAAAGUUUAACCAGAUUCAAUGGCGACCAAUGAAGAAGAUUCAAGGCUCUCUGACAUUCAGCUAGCCUGCACAGACUUGAGAACCCUACUCAAAGCCUCUGCCUUGAUGGAACAGAAUCUGAAAAAGAUGGACUACAAGUUUAACCUCAUUGACGAAACACUAGCCUCAGCCUCAAGAAGAGUAGCUCCAUUACAGUCCAUGUCCAUGGCCUCCAGGGCCCUGGAAACCAGAAUCAACCGAGCUGUCACGCCGGCCCUUGCGCUCCUCGACAACUUCAAGCGAUCAGAGUCUAUACAGGACAAGCUUCUCGACUUGUCAUCGAAGUUGUCAAACGAGAAGAACAUGAACAAGAGGCUCAAGACGCUCAUCAAGUACGUGGACUGUGUGGAUCAGCUCAAGGCGGCGAUAAGCUCCAUAUGCGAGGAGGGCGAGCCGGUGAUCCAGAGGCUUCAGGAGGUGGUGGAGUUUCUGAGCCGGACGAAGGCGACUGAUCAGUACAGGAUCCAUCGGUUGAGGGAGACUCUGAUCACUUUGAAGGCCUUGUAUGAGACAGAGGUGGAUGCUAUGAGAUUUGAAGGGCUGCUUGAUGAGGCUUUGCUGAAUUUGCAGGAUGAGUAUGAGAAUAUAUUGCAGCAAAUAAAGCAUCAAAAUAUAGUGGAUCAAUCACAGGCUGUAGAUAAGGAUAAUGAAGGUGAUGAUCAGAUGGUGAUCACGGGUUCUAAUUUGGGCACUGAGUUGGAAAUUGAACUUCUAAGGCGGAUCUCACAAACCCUAGCUGCCGAAGAUUGUUUGGAUAUAUGCAUCGAUAUUUAUGUUAAGGUGAGAUACAGAAGAGUGGCAAAAGCACUAAUGCGGCUAAACCCAGAGUACUUAAGAACACACAGUCCGGAAGAAAUAGACGAAAUGGCUUGGGAGAAUUUAGAGACGGCCAUAACCCUUUGGAUCCAACACUUCGAACUCGCAGUGAAAGCAGUGCUGGUCUCAGAGAAGAAUUUCUGCGAACAAGUACUGGGAGGCAUAAUGGACGGGCUGGUCUGGUCAGAAUGCUUUGUAAAAAUCGCAGACAAAAUCAUGGCGGUGUUCUUCAGAUUCGGCGAAGGCGUAGCCCGGAGCAGCAAAGAGCCACAAAAACUGUUCAAGUUGCUAGACAUGUUCGAGUCAUUGGAGAAACUCAAGCCUGCAUUCUCUCAAGUCUUCGAAGGUGAAGCAGGGACUGACAUUUGCGUUCGAUUCAGAGAACUCGAGAAGCUUCUGAUUCACGCUUCGAGUAAAGUUUUCUGGGAGUUUGGGCUUCAAAUUGAAGGAAACUCAGAUGGGGUACCUCCCCCGCAAGAUGGGUCAGUCCCCAAAAUUGUAAGGUACGCUGUGAAUUACAUGAAGUACUUAGCAACAGAGGCUUACUCUGUUCCCAUGGCCAGAGUCCUCAGAACAGAGCAGAUUUGGAAAGCUGGGAUUCUGUCCAGACCCGAAUCCGACGAGAAUCUUCUCAGAGAUGCCGUUUCCCACAUCAUGGAAGCUCUGCAGAGGAAUGUAGAAGCGAAACAGUCGGGUUAUCGGGUCGAUAAGUUGGCUCUGCCCCAUGUUUUUGCAAUGAACACGUACUGGUAUAUUUACAUGAGGACCAAAAACACAGAGCUAGGGAAGCUCGUGGGAGACCAAUACAUGAAGAAAAAUUACAAAGUAAUAGCAGAGGAAUCGGCUUACAUGUAUCAGAAGAUAGUGUGGGUUCCUCUGGUUAGGGUUUUGGAGAAAGAUGAUGAUUUGGAGCUGGAGAGCAAGGAAGCAAUGGUGGGAAUGGUUAGAGCGAAAAUGGAGGCGUUUAUGAAGGGCUUGGAUGAUGUAUCAAAGAGGCACAAAGGGUACUAUAGUAUUCCUGACGAAGAUUUGAGGGAGCAGAUUAGAUUGGCGACGGUGAAGCUUGUGGUUCCAGCCUACAGUAAGUUCUUGGACUCGUUCUCGGUUUCAUUGCCGGGGAAGUCGUCGUAUUUGAGCCCUGAGUCAGUUCAGCAGUUGCUGUGUCAGAUAUUUGAGGGUGGGGAGGUGAAGCUUAAGAGGCGUGGGUCUAGGGAUCGGACGGCGGGAGGGAGCUCGGCGGUGGACGGUGCGGUUAAGGGCUUUCGACGCACUAGGUCAAAUACCAGUGAAAAGUGAGAGUGAUCAUAAUUCUAGGUCUAAUUCAAGAGUUGUGAAACGUACUUGUGUUGGUUCAACACUUCAACUACGUACAUGUCAAUGGAAAAACGAAGGAGGCUCGUAUCAAAUAUUAUUUUCUCAAAAUCUCUCUUCAGAUUUCUUCUGUUACAUUAGCUGCUAGAAUUUCGACUUGCAAUUCUAUUUCAUUUGUUGUAUAUAUCAAACCUUCAUCUACUCGCGGAUGAUCGACCUUUCGUGUUGAGUAUUGCACGCUUGCGUCAUUAAUGUCAUUUAGGUUUCCCCAUCC
This is a messenger RNA of Rosa rugosa (rugosa rose), 2507 nucleotides long. RefSeq names its product exocyst complex component EXO70I-like. The record is from RefSeq and is a predicted model, not a curated record. NCBI's taxonomy places the organism in Eukaryota, Viridiplantae, Streptophyta, Magnoliopsida, Rosales, Rosaceae. The transcript is spliced from 2 exons. Gene Ontology annotation, molecular function: phosphatidylinositol-4,5-bisphosphate binding. Gene Ontology annotation, cellular component: exocyst. The coding region runs from base 86 to 2218 and encodes 710 amino acids. Gene Ontology annotation, biological process: exocytosis.